Diaporthe batatas is the source of this 1416-nucleotide messenger RNA. RefSeq lists its product as uncharacterized. The record is from RefSeq and is a predicted model, not a curated record. Lineage: Eukaryota; Fungi; Ascomycota; Sordariomycetes; Diaporthales; Diaporthaceae. Bases 1 to 1416 code for a protein of 471 amino acids. The transcript is spliced from 2 exons.
AUGAAGUUUUCCGUUGGGCUCGCGUCCCUCAUCGCGAGCGUCGCCUAUGCUGCCCCUUCCAACUCUGCCCUACAGCGCCGAUCCGACGCCACAACAGAACAGCCGUCCAAGCUGCGACUGAUCCCCGUCCCUAAUGCGAACCGUCAGGCAUUCGGAGUGGGCCGUAAUAUUGCUCCGACUAAAAACCUGAACCUGGCCUGGAAAACCCCCGAUGAGGCCAGCCUCGUCUCUGUGGACCUGCUCAUGCAACACCCUGCGGUGAUUCUUGAGGACAUCAAUGAUGUUACAGCCGUUGACUGCAUGGGCCAGUCGCGGGUGGCUGUCACCUUCAGUGAUAAGGAGGCCUUCGACGAGGCCCUUGAGGAUUGGACCGGACUCGAUGACAGCUUUGUCAUGAUCACAAACCACCAGGGAGAUUGUGACUCCGAGCUAGAACGAUCCUUCUUCGUGGCGGACACGGACACACUAGCAUCGUUUGAGUCGAACCUUACCAUUAUUGCGAAGGCAGAGAAGAGUGAUGUCUACAGCACUGCCGAUUCGACCGAGAUCAACUUCAACAGCGUGGCUACAGCCACCAGCCCGGUUGACAAGCGUGGAAUCUCGCUGAACAAGGAAGGCCUGACGAUCGCAUACGACUGGGCGCUCCCGGAAGACCAGACGAUCGUGAACACCACGAACGUAAAGAUCCAGCUCAACCAGGCCGAGGUCAACAACUCGGUGACAUAUGCGGGCCACCUGAAGUGGGAGCUCUUCAAGGGGGUGACCGAGUUUACCAUCGACAUCGACAAGUCAAUGUACCACCAUGCCAACGUGACGAUCGAGAUAGACGGCGUGUACGACCAAUCGUGGUCCUGGUCGCCGGUAGGUCUGUCGUACUCGAUGAUCGAGAUCCCGGGGAUCCUGAACCUGGGCCCCUCGGCGAGCGUGAGCAUUGGGGGCGAGGUGGCCGCGACGGUGGGCGGUGCGGUGACGGUGGAAUUCACGUCCCAGAUGCCCAACGGCAGCAUCCACCUGGACAUGGUACACUGGGGCCAGAGCACAUCGUACGGCUGGACCAAGGAGAAGCACGUGACGUACAACACGACCGAGACCGCCCAGCUCACGCUUCGGCCCUUCAUCGACUUCACAGUCGAGUUCGCCUGCGAUUUGUUUGAUGGCCUGCUCGACCUCAGCACGGGCGUUACCGCCGAGCCCUCCUUCCCCUUCAUCACCACCGCGACCGCCACGCAGUACCACAAUGCCACCGGCGGGGUGACCUAUCCCAACUCGACUGAGACCUGCGACAAUGGCCUCAGCGAGGAGAUCGACUUCGUCUUCACCAUCACCGCUUUCGCCACGCAGUUCCUCAGCGUCAGUCUUUACGAAUACAAGGCCGAGCUGUACAAGAGCUGCCUCCUCGGCUGGUUCGACUUCUAG